GUUGGAUCAUCUAGCAUUCUCAAUAUGAUUUCUUCCUUUCUCUCGCCAUCUCUUCCUCUCCAUCAAAUCCUUUCUUCUUCCUCCCAUCUUCAUUCCAUUGUACUUCUAAAUCCUAAAAAAACAAAUCAACUUUUCAAUUUCAAUUUCUGCUUUCUUUCCUUUUUCACUCUCAAAUCUCAAAACCCGUAAACAUUUUCUAUGAUUUACAUGGCAAAUCGAGGACUGCUGAUCGGAAUGGGAAGGGAAGCUCAAUCUGAGGUUCGAAGGUCUUAUGCUGUGUCUAGAAAGGCUGUUGCUGAAACUCUGAUGCAUCACAACAGUAUCUAUGGAGUGCUAGCUAAAGCUUGGGUUGGCGGUAAGGUUCUCCAGAACCGAGAGGAUAUUGAACAUGUCAGUGGUAGGGUGUCUAAAGACCUUAGGGGUAAGGACUUUCCUAUGGUUGUUAACUUGGAUGGGGUGAGGGGUAAUGAACAUGAUUAUUGUGUGGCAUUACCGGGUGAUGAACUUGAUCUGGCAGUGAAAAGAAUGGAGCAUAUUAUUCGUAGAGGAUCACCCCUCACAAACGCUUGGGACAAGGUGUUAGAUAGCCUAGGGUUCAAGAGAGCAUGUGGCACUUUCGUCUUUGGAGGACAGAUACCUUUGGACAAGGUGUUACGAGUUACAACCCAUUUGGACAAGAUAACAAAUUUUAGUCCUGACGGUACAAUUUACAAGCACAAGCCGGAUUGCUUGUCAAGGUCUAUAUGCAACAGCCAGGUAGAUGAUCUGUUGGUCAAAGGAAUCAGUGAUCAGUUAUUUAAACAUUUUAACAAAAAAUGUGCUAUUGGCAUCUUCUUGUCCGAGGAGAAGUAUGCAAUGGACAUUCUGAAAAAAUAUGGCAUGGACAGAUGCAAAGAAGUUGCAGCUCCAAUAGUUCGGAAUGCAAAAUUGUCAAAAGGUGAUGGAGAUGCUAAAGCAAAUCCCUCUUUGGCACAUUUGAUUAUGGAAUCUGGAAUGCCAAAUCAGGAAAUUUUUCUCCAAGGAUGCACUGACAGUGAUUGGGCAGGCUGCAUGGAUGCAUCUAAGAGCACCGGAAGUUAUGUUUUCACUCUUGCACUGCAGCAGCAGAGACAGAGUUCCAGAAGUUCGACAGUAGCAGAUGGAUUUGGCUCCGACAGCAGCUCCAGCAGUAGCUCCGAUAACAGCAGAUCAACUCCAGCAGAUCAGUAGCAGAUCAGUAAUCCGGCAGCAAUCAUAGCACCGCAGUAGCAGAGACAGAGUUCCAGCAGUUCGGCAGCAGUCUGGCAACAAUUCUGACAGCAGCAGAGCAACUCUAGCAGAUCAGUAGUAGAUCAGUAGUGGCAAUGGAGAAAAGAGUGGGAGUGAGGGCAGAAGGGUGAGAAGGGCAGAACUCAGAAAAGCGGCAAUGAAGAAGGUCUGAGAUUCUUGAAUCUUGAAGAGUGCCAACGGCAGAAGGGAGACUGAAAUGUCCUAGUUUGGGCGCUGGCAGCGCAAAUUAGAGACUGAAAUGUCCUAAAAUCACUGGAUGAUUUGAUCCUGUGGUUCUUUUCUUGGUGAUAUAUUUUUGUCUUCUCUAUCUGCUAGAAGUGUUAUCUAAGCUUGUCAAACGAGUUGUUGAAAUUCAUUUCUGUCUUGCUGGUGUUAUGUUUCUUAAGAUACAAAUGUUUGUGUAAAUUGGUGUUUUUUUCAAGUUUCAACUCCGUAGGCUCGACGGGCAUUUCGAGCUCUCAAAGGAAUAAUAAGGCUGCAGGCACUUAUACGUGGUCACUUGGUUAGGCGACAAGCUAUUGCUACAUUGUGCUGUGUGAUGAGGAUUGUUAGGUUACAGGCACUUAUUGGUGGAGUAAAGGUCAGGAAUUCUGAUAUUGGGCUUGAAGUGAAUAAGAAAUGCAGUCGAGUGAGAACUCUGGUAAUUUUCUAUAGAACAUUUUGUUCUGAUAUUGGGCUUGAAAUUGACUCACUAGAUAAAAAUCUAAUUGAGUU
Molecule: messenger RNA, 1983 nt
Organism: Rubroshorea leprosula
Lineage: Eukaryota; Viridiplantae; Streptophyta; Magnoliopsida; Malvales; Dipterocarpaceae
Source: the annotation of a GenBank genome assembly